Calliphora vicina (urban bluebottle blowfly) is the source of this 905-nucleotide messenger RNA. RefSeq lists its product as uncharacterized. The transcript has 3 exons. The record is from RefSeq and is a predicted model, not a curated record. Bases 50 to 874 code for a protein of 274 amino acids. Lineage: Eukaryota; Metazoa; Arthropoda; Insecta; Diptera; Calliphoridae.
AUGUCCUUUGUUAGAAGCUAAAAAGUACUUUAAGACGAAGGAUUUAAAAAUGGACAGUUCAUUAAUUAAAGUAUCUAGCAAUUGGUCGCAAAUUGGGGGAUGUACAUUUUCUGAGUCUGUUCAAGUACAUGCUGCAGAUCCGGAUUAUUUAUUAAGGCCCCAAUUAGAUGAGCUAGUAGACGAAGAAAAAUCCGUACUCUUAAGCAAAGGACAUUCUUCUGAAUACUGUGAAUUGUAUCUUGAAAUACUUCACCAUUAUAAAAUUCAGGCUGUGUCUUUUGUAUGUAAUGUAGCCAAGGUAGAGAUAUUUCAAGGUCCCAUAAAAGAAUAUUUGGAAACAAUUUAUGGAGUAACUGUGGAUGAAUCAGAUGAACAAUUUAAAAGCUAUCGAUAUGAUCUCGAAGUUGAAAAAUCAGGUGUAACCGAUUUAACAUUAAGGUUUUUAACAGAUUCCAGUGAUGUUUGUAUAUUUGGCAUUAUGUUACAUAAUGCCCCCAAUCCUAAUGGCGUAACAACGUUAUUACCGAAUACUAGUUGUAUAAAUAUUCAGAACGUUCAAAAUAUAUUACAAAAUUCAACAAAACCGGGUCCAACCUCAGAAAAGUGUAAACAAUUAUUAGAAAUUAUGACCCAAUCAAGUCAGUCUAAUUCGAUGACAUUGGAGCAGCUUAUGACACAGAAAAUGAACAUCGAACAUGCCAAACCUGACAAAAAAUCAACAGAUGAAGACAUUUUUAAUCAAUUAAAAUUACACAUUGAUGAACGUUUUCAGCAAAUGGAAAUGCGCAUAAAUAGACAUAUGGAAAAUAUGGAACAACGACAAAUGCAGAAAUUGGACAACAUAUUGAAUACUCUAGAAAAUAUUAACAAAUAAAAUUGUAGUAAUUGACUUUCAUAAUUUUUUU